Molecule: messenger RNA, 1383 nt
Organism: Echinococcus granulosus
Lineage: Eukaryota; Metazoa; Platyhelminthes; Cestoda; Cyclophyllidea; Taeniidae
Product: Proteasome maturation protein
Exons: 5
Coding region: 1-1383 (460 amino acids)
Biological process (GO): proteasome assembly; regulation of DNA-templated transcription
Cellular component (GO): cytoplasm; nucleus
Molecular function (GO): DNA-binding transcription factor activity
Source: RefSeq, a predicted model, not a curated record
AUGACGGGAUCGUCAUCAAAUUAUGCACACGAAAAUGUGGAUGACUAUUCAUGUGACAGCGAUUCUGGUGAUACAUUGAUCCUCACUAACGAUGACCCUCCCGAUCAAUGCGAAAAGGGCCUCUCAUUUGUCCGUUUUAUGUCUCUCGAAGGCGGUGCCACAACAGACGGCAACUUGGUUACUUCGGCGUCUGCUAGGAAUGCCUCGAAAUCCAAAUUGGCCCCUUUACCACCGGGUUUGUCAUUCCUUCACAACCACCCUCACUUUCUUGCCUCCUCCAUUCCUCCGGGGAGCUUCAUGUUCACUGACUGUCGCCUUCAAAUGGCCAUGGAUGAGCAGAAAUUGCAUCACACGGUGGAAAAUAGCCUAAAUUUCCCCACUUCUGCCUCGUCCGGUUCAGAAACUAGCACCUGUCUUCCACACAAUUUUGUUGAGAUUGCUCCGAAACCGACUUCUCCACCUCUCCAUGCUUCUACUCCGCCUCCUCAUCCUCCUCCAAUCCUGACAUCUCUCUCUGAAAAAGCGUCGAUUGCUAAUGAUCCCUUCAAGCACCCCAAAUCCAUUCAGUUGUCCGACUUGCGGUGCAAGAAUCGUGAAGCAGCACGCAAGUGUCGUGCAAAAAAAAAGAAUUACAUUCAACAGCUGGAGUAUGACUUCAGAGAACUCAAGGAGAAGUACGCCAUUCUCCAACAAGAGAAUGACGACCUCAAGCGCUUCAUUUUCCAUCAUUUUGGUGUGAGCCUCACACCUAAACCGUCCAGUAGCAAAACCCCGACUACUACUGCUGCUACAGCGCCAACGACAUCAGUUUCCAUUCAGCCCUCUCUUCCGGUGGUGCUGAAUGCACCUCCCGGAGUUCAUGUUCUUCCCACUGGUCAGCCUAUUCUCCUCAAGGUUAUUCCACCACAAGCACAACAACAACCCCAGCAUUCCUUGGUUGCCGCAGCAGCAUCGGAGGGUGGUGACACUGAAUCCCGUAAAACCUUCAAACUUCCUCGCAAUGAAUUUGGUCUGGUUCCGGCCAUGUACACUGGCCUGGCUGGCAACCGCGGCCUGAUCCCAGAUGCGGACGCAGUAACUGCACCACACCCCGCAGCAGUAGCUGAGGCGCAACGCGGAGAGGCGGCACAACGAAUGCAGUCGAUGCGUGUGCUUCGCUCUACUCAGGGUCUGCAUGCACCCUUACGACUGGCCAUGGAGGAGAGAGUGAUGGAACGCAUGGCGCCUCGGCUUCCCGGCAUCUAUGCUCAUCACCCACUGGCUGCGCAACUCAGCGGUGCUCUCGACACCAUCGACUUUUGCGACAUUCUCAACAAUCCUGAGGACGCCGAGGUGAUGGUCUCGCCGCAUAUGCUAAUGGAGCGUCAACAAGGCAUUCUGUAG